GUUAACAAGAAACGGAAAAAACAUCUAUCGCAAAAAAGGAUAAAUUAUAGAAUAGUUUUUUCUCAACAUUAGCCUUGUAAUUGAUGUCGUCAAGUCUUGGAGAGACCAUUCUGCGGAACCUGGCUGAGCCGGAACCUGAAGAUAUUUCCCUUUCCCUUGAGGCCGGAUCUGAAUUUGCAAAAUGUAUAUCAUGGUCAAAGAAUGGAUUUAUUGCAUACGCAGUUCCAGGCUCGAUAGAUAAACAUAAUCUUUUGCUAACAUAUUUGGAAAGAGUGGAUGAAGGUUCAUGGCAAUUGGCCCCAUCACAAAGGAUUAGUGUGAAACCGGCAACUGAGUCGUCUCAAUGUUACCCACUUAGCUUGGUUUCUUGGAGUAAUUUAAACACAGACUUGGCAGUUUCUGAUCUUGUUGGUAAUUUUUAUAUAUAUUUGGCAGGGGUUGGUGUUCUUGACAAGCCGGAAUCAUCUUCGGCUGAAAAGGUGACGAAAAAUGGAAAUGGAUCUAGUACAAAUGGAUCAGAUGGUGUUUCAUCAUCCAACAUUGCCCCUUCUACAAGUACUGAUAUGAAAUCAUCAUUAAGCUAUGAACUUACUUCUUAUAAUCAUCUUGAAAUGAUAUAUCGAGACACAGUGGAUAAACCUAAACAUCCACCUAUUUUAAAAUCCAAUAACUCUAUAGUUGCAUUCAAAUGGUUAAACAUUGAAAAACCUCAAAUUUUGAAUAAACCAGCUACUCAUUCGGCACCAAAUCAAGCCCCUAAUUCUCCAUUUACAUACAACUAUGGAGUGUCACAGUCUCCACCACAAGGAGUUACCCACCCUAUUCCAACCAAGCAGGCUUGUGUGGCAUUGCGUAGGAAUGGUGAAAUGGACUUUUAUUAUCAAGGAGAACAUAAGGUGGAAUAUCAUAAAUUGGCCUGUAAACUUGAAGGUGAUGCAACUGCAUUGCAUUUUGCAACGGCAUCUAUAGGAUUUAAUAAGGGUAAAGAGAUCUAUAUCACUGGUUACGAUACUUAUUCCAAUAUGAUCAAGUCAUAUUCUGCCGCCAUUGAUUGGGGGUAUUUAGUUGAAGCGGCUCAAAAGCAGAAAUUAGAUCCACAUUAUCAAACUCCAGUUGCGGCACAGACUUUACCAACGUUAACUGUUCGGAAUUUGAAUGCGAUGUCUCCAAUGACAUCAGAAGUGAAUGAACUAGAUGAAGAGAAUCAGGAAGACGGAAAUUAUAAUAAACCAGUAAAAUCUAAUGUUGAUGACAUGGAAGUUGAUGAAACAUCAGAAAAGAUAUCUCCAACGACAGCAGCUCGUAUAGGGAAAUUACAAUCUAUUGAUAUAAUCUCAGCUAGUCAAAAUGCUGACUCUGACUUGGAAAUCUUGAUAAGUUAUGAGACAUUCCCUUCAAAUAACCUGUUGUGGGUGCACUCGACAACCAUAUUUAGAUAUAGAAUUGCGAUAUCACUGGAUGGGAUCUCUGAAGCUUUUGCAGAUUUAGGUGCUAGAAAGAACAUCCAACAACCACAAGUAGCAACUAAUAAAUUUGUUCUUGCCUUACAGGACAAAAUUGUUCGAGAAGGCACCCUUCAAUCGAUCGAUACUUCUAUUUCUGACUCAUUCAUAUUAAUAACAUAUGAAAAUGGGAAAAUAGAUGUGAUUGAUAGAGAAGCUCAAACUAUUGUGAACGAUCCAAAUGCUCAUAUUGAAGUCCCACCAUUGAAAAUCACAUCUCUAUUUGAUAUUGGAUUUCAAUUUCCUGAGAUCAAUUCAGACCAAGGUCCAAAUAUGAUUGCAAUUUCUCCAAAUCUUACUUCAUUAGUUUAUACCAAUGUUAGAAAUCCCCACCAACAAUUAACUUUCUCAGUUGUUGUAUCCAAAAGAGAAGUUUCCAUCACACCUAAGGAAUUGUUCAUUACAUCAGUGGGGUUUGCAUUCCGUCAUGCUUACGCUUGUUAUACUAAUGUAUGUUCUGACGAUUUGUUGGCCUUAAUUCAAAUUGAGGUGAUAAGAAUUAGAAAAAUCUUACACGAAACACUUCCUGAUAAACAGUCCAGUAUUGAUACUGUUUUGAGCAAGUUCAUCGAAUCUAUCAUUUGUGAAUCCCAUAAGGCUAUAAGCUUUCAAUUAGAUGUAUUUGGGAGAGAAUCUGUUGAUAAGUUACUUUCAAAUCCUCCACUACAAAAAUUGCUUUCAUUACAAUUGAUUUUAGGGGAAUUUCAAGGACAAGGUAAGGUUAUUCGUGAUAUUGCAUGGAUUGUUCUUAAUUUAAGAAGUACCAGUUUUGGUAUUAUGUUUCUGUUGUCAAGUAUUUAUCGUAAAAUUUCCAAAAAGAAACCCGCGGAAGACACUUUACAAGAUUCUAUAACUCGAGCUGAAUGUAUUACGUCGCUUAUUGGAAGUGUGAAAUGGUUGAUUGACUUGAUGAUUUAUCUCAAUCAAGAAUUAAUUCAAUUAUCUAACAAGGUAAAUGAGCAUGAAUCUGAAAAUGUUUUAUCAUUCAAUAAUUCUGUUGUUCUUCCAGUGAUUUUGAGUAAAAUCCCUAGACUAUUUCUAAUGUACGCUCUUUCAUCAAUUGGGAAGACCAACGAAAUCUUGAAAAAGCUUCAUAAGGAUCUUUCCGAUUGCAAUAAAGUAUACACCCCUAUGAAAGAUGCAUUGAAUAGAUAUUUCACUAUCUAUAAUAAUUCUCCACUCAAUGUACCCUGGUUUGAAAACUUUUUACGUGAGUGUGAUGCAUUCAUUACAGCUGAAGUUACCAAAGAAUCUAAUUUACGUGGGAAGAAUUUCCCAGUUAAAUUAGAACAAAAAUUGGUUUGUCAAGGGGAAAUAUCUGGAGAAAUGCAAAAAGUGGCAAGAACAGUAGUAGCCAAAUAUUCUACAAGCAUUAGAAGAGAAUUGAAAAUUUCCGAAUUAUUCUUUUAUGAUGUAGAUUGGUUAUCAAUCGGAACAACAAAUGAAGUAUGUAAACAUAAGCAAAAUUCUGAUUGCACGGAAGAAAAUGUUAUUAGACAAUAUCCAAAUUUAAGUGCUAAUAUAAAGCCAAGACUUCAUUUUGCUAAUUCCUAUUAUAUUGAUGGCUUACGAAAGGUUGUACUUGAAGGUGGGCCAAAUUUUGAUUCUAAUGUUUUACCUGAUUCGAAACAACAAAUUGUACAAACCAAAAUUAGAAAAUGUACUAGAUGUCGUUCGGUAUCGUAUGUCAAUGAUCCAUUGGCAUUUGCAUCCCCUACAACAAUUGGGCUUUGGACAAUGGUAUUCCAAAGAACAUGUAUUUGUGGAAGUGCUUGGAUAAAUUGUAAUUAGAUGUAUUAAAAUGUUUAUAGAUAAGAAUGAGAUGAAGUAAUUAUUUAUCUAUAGUUUGUUAUAAUAAAGUUU
Molecule: messenger RNA, 3365 nt
Organism: [Candida] anglica
Lineage: Eukaryota; Fungi; Ascomycota; Pichiomycetes; Serinales; Debaryomycetaceae
Source: the annotation of a GenBank genome assembly